This is a messenger RNA of Dothidotthia symphoricarpi CBS 119687, 912 nucleotides long. RefSeq lists its product as uncharacterized. NCBI's taxonomy places the organism in Eukaryota, Fungi, Ascomycota, Dothideomycetes, Pleosporales, Dothidotthiaceae. The transcript is spliced from 2 exons. The coding region runs from base 185 to 853 and encodes 222 amino acids. The record is from RefSeq and is a predicted model, not a curated record.
AUUUGAAGGUUGGCUUGUCGCGUGGUAAAUUUCUGUCUUUCAUUCACGAACAUCAUUACUGCCGUGGAUUUCCAAGCCAAAUACUGGAUUACUUUGCAAAAAGCAACAACAACAUUUACAACCCACAUUCUCCGACAACGCAUCCACGUUAGAAGAAAAAAAGGAACCCAACCAUCGCAACAAAAUGCUUUUUUCUGUAUUCUCCAUCGCGGCACUCGCCAUCCCAGUCAUCGCGCAAUCAACUACGGCAGACCCCGCUGCAACUAUCACCUCGAACGGCAUUUCUGGUCCUCCAUGGGCAACUUCAAACCCGGAAUGGUCUUCAAUCUACAACUCGCUUGUGUCUGAUGGCAAAAUCCCUUCUACAUUAACCGCAGCACCCUGGCCGACCACUGGCUACGGACCGGGUCGUGGACCAUGGGGCGGAAACUGGGGACCACAGGCCUCCGGCGGGCAAUGGGGAGGACCCAGCGGUUACGGCCCCUGGGGAAGCGGCAGUGUGCCCUGGAGUGAAUGGUCUACAAACAGCGCUUGGCGCUCUGCGCCGUGGACCGCAUGGUGGAAUGAUGCCAGUGUGUGUCCGCCAAGCGAAUGGCCGGGCUGGACGGCGGGAUCCUGGAGUACGGAUGCACCGUGGACUACGUGGUCGGGCUGCACGGCUAGCACAACAGCGACGAGUGUUGUUACGACUACCAUGUCGGGCAGUGUCGUCGUAACGACUGCGUAUGGGCUGCAGGUUGCUGCUGCAAGUGCCGUGACAACAGGCGGAAGUACGGGUGGUGUGCCGAUGAAGACUGCGGGUUUGGGUGUGGCAAUUGGUGCAGCAGUCUUGGGUGUAGUGGGGGGUUUGUAAGAUGCAGACUCUCGGUUAGCUGCAAAUUGAGGUGAUGGGUCUUCUUGCUAUCACAUGUA